Messenger RNA from Sorex araneus (European shrew), 6151 nucleotides. It is a transcript of the gene CHL1, whose product is annotated as cell adhesion molecule L1 like. The transcript has 28 exons. Gene Ontology annotation, molecular function: cell-cell adhesion mediator activity. The record is from RefSeq and is a predicted model, not a curated record. NCBI's taxonomy places the organism in Eukaryota, Metazoa, Chordata, Mammalia, Eulipotyphla, Soricidae. Bases 282 to 3953 code for a protein of 1223 amino acids. Gene Ontology annotation, biological process: axon guidance; brain development; cell-cell adhesion. Gene Ontology annotation, cellular component: plasma membrane; axon.
GCGCGCGGAGCGGGUGAUCAAUCCGGAGCCGGGGAUUGGAGCCGCGCGCGAGGGAGCGCCAGGCCCCGCGCCCCACUCCCGCGCGGCCGCCCGCGAGCCGCUCCUCUCUCCCGGGGUCCCCGGAGGCCGCGGCGGACCCCCACCCAGGCGCAGCGACGGAGCCCCGGCCGUGAGGUGCUGACGGGAGCUGGUGCGGCCAGACCCCCUCUGGGUCCUCCCGCGGCUGUGCCAACCAGAGCCCGCGGACGCCGGCCGUUCCCUGAGGGCCGGCCCCAGGAGCCAUGGGGGCCCCGUGGCGGGCCGGGGGGUCUGCCUGGUGUCUCGGCGCCCUCCUGCUGAGCGUCUGCACGGCCACCGAGAUCCCCCUCUCAGUUCAACAGGUUCCAACCAUCACGAAACAGCCCAAAGAGCAAGUGGCUUUCCCCUUCGAUGAAUAUUUUCAGAUUGAAUGUGAAGCUAAAGGAAACCCAGAGCCAACGUUCACGUGGACGCGGGACGGCCAGCCGUUCGACCUCUCGGACCCGCGGAUAAUUCUCUCCAACGGCUCAGGGACCUUCAGGGUCCCCAACGAGGGCCACGUGGCGCGGUUCCAGGGCAGAUACCGCUGCUUCGCCUCCAACGCGCUGGGCGUGGCCAUGUCGGAGGAGGCCGAGUUCAUCGUCCCGAAUGUUCCCAAGUUCCCCAAGGAGCAGCUGGAGCCCCUGGAGGUGGAGGAGGGAGACCCCAUCGUCCUCCGGUGCAGUCCCCCCAGUGGGCUGCCCCCGCUGCACAUCUACUGGAUGAACAUGGAGCUGGAGCACAUCCACCAGGACGAGAGGGUCUACAUGAGCCAGGAGGGGGACCUGUACUUCGCCCACGUGGAGGACCAGGACAGCCGCAGCGACUACUGCUGCUUCGCCGCCUUCCCCCGGCUCCGCACCAUUGUGCAGAAGAUGCCCAUGAAGCUCACGGUCAACAGCUUAAAGCAUGCUACUGAGUCCGGUCCGUCCUCAGAAACGGGCUCCCCGGCCAACUCCAUCAAGCAGCGGAAGCCGCAGAUGCUGCUGCCCCCGGCCGAGAGCGGCGAGUCCUCCUCGGUCACAGUGCUCAAGGGGGAGGCCCUGGUGCUGGAGUGCUUCGCCGAAGGCCUGCCGACCCCGAAGGUGGAGUGGAGUAAACUGGGCGGUGACUUGCCGGAGGGAAGAGAGAACAAAGAAAACUACGGCAAGAUGUUGAAGAUCGAGAAUGCCUCGUACCAGGACAGAGGGAAUUACCGCUGCACAGCCACCAACGCCCUGGGCUCCGCCACGCACGACUUCCACGUCACCGUGGAAGAGCCCCCCCGCUGGACCCGGAGGCCACAGAGCGGCGUGUACAGCAGCGGCAGCAGCGGCAUCCUGGUGUGCGAGGCGGAGGGCGAGCCGCAGCCCACCAUCACCUGGAGAGUGAACGGCGCCCCCCUGGACAAAAGCCCCUUUGCCAGCGACGUCGUGUCGUCGGGGGAGAUCAGCUUCACGGACCUGCAGCCCAACCACACGGCCGUGUACCAGUGCGAGGCCACCAACGCCCACGGCACGCUCCUGGCCAGCGCCAACGUGGACGUCCUGGACGUGCGCCCGCUGAUCGAGACGGAGGACGGGGAGAGCUACGCCGCGGUGCAGGGGGCCAGCGUGCUCCUGCUCUGCCAGCACUUCGCCUCACCUGCGGCCACCGUGACCUGGCAGACGGCGGAGGAGGCCGUGCCGCUGGGGGGGCCCAGGUUCCAGGUGCUGGGGAACGGCAGCCUGCUCAUCGGGAGCGUCCGAGAGGAGGACGCGGGCUCCUACUCCUGCUGGGUGGAGAACGCGCAGGGCAAGGCGGCGGUCACUGCCAGCCUGGACGUCAGGAAUGCCACGAGGCUGCAGGUGACCCCACGAGACCCGCGAGUGCCCCGGGCGCAGGUGCUGACCCUGCACUGUGCCAGCCAGUGUGAUGCCCACCUCAGGGGCUCGCUGAGGCUGUCCUGGACCCGCAACGGGGAGGCCGUCGGCGACAACAGCACUGGGGAUGGCAGGGUGCUCGUGGCCGGGGCCAACCUGACCAUCACCAACGUCACGCUGGCGGACGAGGGCACCUACUCGUGCUGGGCCCACACUGCCCUGGACAGCGCCUCUGACAGCACGCGGGUCACGGUCCUCGACGUGCCCGACCCCCCGGGGCACCUGCACCUGUCAGAGCGACAGAACAGGAGCGUCCGGCUGAGCUGGCGGGCGGGGGACGCCCACAACAGCCCCAUCUCAGAGUACAUCAUAGAGUUCGAAGGGGACCGAGAGGAGCCGGGCCGCUGGGCGGAGCUGACCCGGGUCCCAGGCGGGGACACCUCGGCGCUGCUGGCCCUGGCGCCCUACGUGAGGUACCAGUUCCGGGUGACGGCCGUGAACGCCGUGGGCAGGAGCAGGCCCAGCCGCCCCUCAGAGCAUCACCAGACGCCCCCUGCAGCUCCCGACAGGAACCCGCAGAACGUGCACGUGCAGGCGUCGCAGCCCAAGGAGCUGGUCAUCAGGUGGGAGCCCCUGAAGCCCCUGGAGCAGAACGGCCCGGGGCUGGAGUACAGGGUGGCCUGGAGGCCCCGGGGCGCACCCGUGGAGUGGGAGGAGGAGACGGUGACCAACCACUCGCUGCGCGUGAUGACCUCGGCCGUCUACGCGCCCUACGAGGUCCAGGUCCAGGCGGUCAACCAGCUGGGCGCGGGCCCGGAGCCGCAGGCCGUGACGCUGUACUCGGGGGAGGACUAUCCCGACGCGGCGCCCGUGAUCCACAGCGUGGACGUGGUCAACAGCACACUGGCCAGAGUGUCCUGGUCCCCCAUCCCCAAGGACCGCGUGCACGGACAGCUGGAAGGCUACCAGGUGAGCUGGUGGAGGACCCGGAGCCUACUGGACGGCCGCGAGGCCCCCCGGGCAGCGGGCACGCUGAGGUUCCCGGGCGCGCGGACGCACGGCAUGGUGCCCGCCCUGGAGCCCUUCAGCGAGUUCCGGCUCACCGUCCUGGCCUACAACGCCAAGGGGCCCGGCCCUGAGAGCGAGCCCUACGUGUUCCAGACCCCGGAGGGAGUGCCCGAGAAGCCGGCCUUCCUCAAGGUGCUCAAGGUGGACCAGGGCUCCGUCUCGCUCUCCUGGGGGCUCCCCAAGAAGCUGAACGGGAACCUGACGGGCUACGAGCUCCAGUACCAGAUAAUCAACGGCACCUCGGAGGUGGGGGAACUGCGGGGGCUCAACCUCACGGCCCGGCCCACGCCCCACUGGCGACUCUCCGGCCUCCAGACGGCCACCAAGUACAAGUUCUACCUGCGGGCGUGCACGGCCCGGGGCUGCGGGGCCCCUGCCACGGAGGAGAGCGCCACCCUGGCGGAGGGCGGUAAAAGUACCGGGAAGAGCUCAGAAGGAGCAAAUAUUACUCAAAAGAGUCACCCAGGAGAGGUAUUUGAGCCGGGAGCUGAGCACAUAGUCCGCCUGUUGCCUAAGACUGGUAACAAUAGCAUUUUUGAAGAUGUAAUUGAGUCCAGAGGGAGAGAGCACGCCAGCCUGUACGAGGACAUCUCCACGCAGGGCUGGUUCAUCGGGCUCAUGUGUGCCGUGGCCCUGCUCACGCUCACCCUCCUGACCGUGUGCUUUGUGAAGAGGAACCGUGGUGGGAAGUACUCGGUGAAGGAGAAAGAGGACCUGCACCCGGACCCUGAGGCCCAGUCGGCCAAGGACGAGACCUUCGGGGAGUACAGUGACAGCGACGAGAAGCCCCUGAAGGGCAGCGCGCGCUCGCUGCCCCGGGCCCUGCGCGCGGCCGAGAGCGGGGACAGCCUGGCCGAGUACGGCGAGGGCGCCCAGGGCCUGUUCCAGGAGGACGGCUCCUUCAUCGGCGCCUACGCGGGCGCCAAGGACAAGGGCUCCGUGGACAGCACGGCCAGCUCCUCGGCCACCUUCCCCCUGCGGGCCUGAGCGCCCCACCGGCCUCUGCUCCAGCGCCAGAACAUUCCGGAAGGAACGACCAAGCCGCCCGCAGAGCCGUGGGACUCAGGGCCCGGCGAGCAGACGUGGGCCGGUACCAGGGCCGGUACCAGAGCCCGGACGCACCCCUGGCCAAGUGCCCGCAGGGCCCACAGCACCGCCCCCGCUGCCCCCUGCACGGCCCUGGGCGCCUGGUGCCCGCGCGCUGGACCCCGGGAGAGGAGGCAGGGCUCGGGGUCAGCGCCGGGAGGACGCGUGUGGCUCGUCCAGCCGGGACCUUCCUGCGGACGGCGAGUUCGCGGCUGCGGGUUGGCACGGAGACGGCUCCUGACCCCGGCAGUGGCCUGAGUGUGGCUCUCGCUCGGGACGUGUGUGGACGUCGCUCCGGGAGGAGGGGGGAGGGCUGCGGUGUCUGGCCCCGCCGCGCCCAUCCCCAGUCCCGUGCCAGCCGGACGCCCCCGUGGUCGCCGCCGGGCGGGGUGGGCUGGCAUGCUGUACAGUAGGUUCGGUGGUUUCUCCGUUCCGGGCGCUUGGGCCCGGGGCCCCUCGUCUCUGUAGAAAGUGUUUGGGUCUCGUCCUUGCUUCCCGCAGCCCCGGGUCGGCCCUCGGCGGCGGGUGGGAAUGUUCUCAUCGUUUCAAAUCUGUGUGUGUCAUUGCAAUGGAAGCAGUUCGCAUAGUCGGCAUGUGGGGCCCUCGGGGGCAGAGCUGGCCCGGGGGCCGCGGCAGAGGUGGGUCAGCAGGGCUGAGCCUGCACUCGGGCCCCGCGACGGCCUCUUCCUGCACCCCCCGGGCCAAAGCAGGGGCAUAUGGACAGACGGGGGCCUGUGGAGACCCCCAGGCACCGGAGGGGAGUCGCCCCGCAGGCACCCACCACGCCGAGCACCCGAGGGAGAAGGGCCGUCCAGCCCUGUGGUCCCCGGCACUGUCCGCCCAGGCGGAGGCCCUGCCGGUGGCUGCAGGGAGCCCAGCCCUGCCUCAGCCGCCCCAGUGCAGCGGGACCAAGGGACGGGUCAGCUGGGCGGGCUCCCCCAUCCAGUGCACCACAGGCCAUGGCCAGGCCUGCCCCCGAGGGCCCCCGUCCACCACAACCUCCCCAGGCCCCUGUGGCUUCUUUCCCCGUCCUCAGCUGUGGCCUUGGGUCCAUGACAGGUCAGGACAGGUACUGACUGUCCCCGUCGCUGGCCCCGGAUAGCCCCGGAGGGCGUCCGAGCAGGGCCCCCGCGUCACCGUCACCCCAGUUCCAGAACCCCCACGCCUCGGGGCCGGGCCGAGCUCCUGCACGGCCCGCCCUUCCUCACAGGGUCUUCAUCGUCUGAAGGAAAGUCGGAAACAGUCCGAGUGAAGCUGCCUUUGACUCACCGGCAAAGCUGGAGUCAGUGAUGCAGCCCAAAGCCCCACGCGCCAGCUCGACCUUUCCCUGUGAGCACACGAGUCUAUUUUUGUAGAGAAAACAGACCUGCAGGAAGCAGGUCUGCCCUGCGGGGCAGUGGGGCUUGCACACGCCGCCGGGAAUGGUCCGAGAGAAGGAGACGAGCAGGGUCUUUGCUAUACAAAAGUGUUUUUCACAGAUUUUGCAUGUGUAUUUAUAAGAAAAUGUGGAUUCGGUGAUUUAGCCCAUUGGUACAAAGGCAUCUGGUAUUUUAGAUGUGCCCGUGUUUAUAAAAAUGUAAAGCACAAUGAAAUUAUGCUGGAAGUCUCAAAUGAUAUUUUUUCCCCUAUUUUAUAUUCGUGGAUGAGAGGAGCUAAAGAGAAUAAUGAGAAACAUUGGUGCGUGUUUUUCUAAGCACUUAAAGCAUAAUUGCCAAUUGAAGCCCUAGAGAUGUUUACAUGCACUGAGAUAUGAUUCUUGUAGCAAUUUUAAGCCGAUGACGGGGUGGGGUUUGUACUUGUGGUUGUGGGUCUCCCGUGUUCUUGUGGUGGAUUGAUAGGUUGAACCAAAGCUUCCUUUGUGUUGUCUUAAAUUGUUUGAUUACAUCAUCAAAAGAGAUAAGUGGUGUGGAGAAAAGCUUUGUUUACUUGAUUCCUUAUUUGUUUUUUGCUUAGAUUAAUCUUCCUAGUAGGAAUCUAUUAAAAUGUAUUUGUCUCGUAGGUGGUGUUUGUAUAUGCUUAUGAAUAUGUAUGGUUUAAGAUAUUUUCACUACACAUGAAAUUCAACUUUCCAAAUAAAGUUUGACUUCAUGUGCCCCGAA